AUGCCGAGAAGGAAGCGCUUAUCUGCAGGCAGAACGCCCCUGAUUCUCUUCCUGUGCCAGAUCAUUAGCGCACUGGACGUACCUCUUGAUCUGGUACAGCCUCCAACCAUUACUCAACAGUCUCCAAAAGAUUACAUUAUUGACCCUCGAGAGAAUAUCGUAAUCCAGUGUGAGGCCAAAGGGAAACCUCCUCCAAGCUUCUCCUGGACCCGCAAUGGGACGCAUUUUGACAUAGAUAAGGACCCUCUCGUCACCAUGAAGCCUGGCUCAGGAACCCUCACGAUCAACAUCAUGAGCGAAGGGAAAGCAGAGACCUAUGAAGGGGUCUAUCAGUGCACAGCCAGGAACGAGCGCGGAGCGGCAAUUUCUAAUAAUAUUGUUGUCCGUCCUUCCAGAUCACCGCUGUGGACCAAAGAAAAACUUGAACCAAUAACACUUCGAAAUGGCCAGUCUCUGAUCCUUCCCUGCAGACCCCCUCUUGGAUUACCACCACCUAUAAUAUUCUGGAUGGAUAAUUCCUUUCAGAGACUUCCACAAAGUGAGAGGGUUUCUCAAGGUCUGAACGGAGACCUUUACUUCUCCAAUGUUCUCCCAGAGGAUACCCGUGAGGACUAUAUCUGUUAUGCCAGAUUUAAUCACACUCAAACCAUACAGCAGAAGCAACCUAUUUCCGUGAAGGUGAUUUCAGUGGAUGAAUUGAAUGACACCAUAGCUGCUAAUUUGAAUGACACUGAGUUUUAUAGUGCAAAAUCAAAUAGAGAGAGGCCACCAACCUUUUUAACUCCAGAAGGCAAUGCCAGUCAUAAGGAGGAAUUAAGAGGGAAUGUCCUUUCACUGGAAUGCAUUGCGGAGGGAUUGCCUACCCCAGUUAUUUACUGGAUAAAAGAAGAUGGAACACUGCCCAUCAACCGGACAUUUUAUAGGAACUUCAAGAAAACUCUACAGAUCAUUCAGGUUUCAGAAGCAGACUCUGGAAAUUACCAGUGUAUAGCCAAAAACCCACUGGGAGCUAUCCAUCAUACCAUUUCUGUCACAGUUAAAGCGGCUCCAUACUGGAUCAUGGCACCUCAAAACCUCGUGCUGUCCCCAGGAGAGGACGGGAGGCUGAUGUGCGGAGCUAAUGGCAACCCCAAGCCCAAAAUUAGCUGGUUAUCGAAUGGAGUCCCAGUAGAAAUUGCUCCGGAUGACCCCAGCAGAAAAAUAGAUGGCGAUACCAUUAUUUUUUCAAAUGUUCAAGAAAGAUCAAGUGCGGUGUAUCAGUGCAAUGCCUCUAACGAAUAUGGAUAUUUACUGGCAAACGCAUUUGUAAAUGUGCUGGCUGAGCCACCACGAAUCCUUACAUCUGCAAAUACACUCUAUCAGGUCAUUGCAGACAGGCCUGCUCUACUGGAUUGUGCCUUCUUUGGCUCUCCCCUGCCGACCAUUGAGUGGUUCAAGGGAGCUAAAGGUAGUGCCCUUCGUGAAGAUAUUUAUGUUUUGCAUGAAAAUGGCACUUUGGAAAUUCCUGUGGCCCAAAAGGACAGUACGGGAACUUAUACAUGUGUUGCAAGGAAUAAAUUAGGAAUGGCAAAGAAUGAAGUUCACUUAGAAAUCAAAGAUGCAACGAGGAUCAUUAAACAGCCCGAAUAUGCAGUCAUGCAAAGAGGGGGCACGGUGUCCUUCGAAUGCAAAGUGAAACAUGAUCACACCUUAAUCCCCACCAUCACAUGGCUGAAGGACAACGGUGAGCUGCCCAAUGACGGAAGGUUCACUGUGGACAAGGACCAUUUGGUGGUGGCUGAUGUAAGGGAUGACGAUGGUGGGACCUACACGUGUGUGGCCAACACAACUCUGGACAACGUUUCUGCCAGUGCUGUGCUGAGCGUUGUUGAUGUCCCAAAUCCUCCCUUUGAUUUAGAAUUGACGGAUCAACUCGACAAAAGUGUUCAGCUGUCAUGGACGCCAGGCAAUGACAACAACAGCCCUAUUACAAAAUUCAUCAUUGAAUAUGAAGAUGCAAUGCACGAGGCAGGGCUGUGGCACCACCAAACCGAGGUUUCUGGAAUGCAGACCACAGCCCAGCUGAAGCUGUCGCCUUACGUGAACUACUCCUUCAGAGUGAUGGCCGUGAACAGCCUCGGGAGGAGCUUGCCCAGUGAGGCAUCUGAACAGUAUUUGACUAAAGCCGCAGAACCUGAUACAAAUCCCACAGCUGUGGAAGGACUGGGAUCAGAGCCUGAUAAUUUGGUGAUUACCUGGAAGCCCUUGAAUGGUUUCGAAUCUAACGGUCCAGGCCUUCAGUACAAAGUGAGCUGGCGCCAGAAAGAUGGUGACGAUGAAUGGACGUCUGUGGUGGUGGCAAAUGUAUCCAAAUAUAUUGUCUCGGGCACACCAACCUUCGUUCCAUACCUGAUAAAAGUGCAGGCCCUGAAUGACGUGGGGUUUGCUCCAGAGCCAGCCGUGGUCAUGGGGCAUUCUGGAGAAGACCUCCCAAUGGUGGCUCCCGGAAAUGUGCAUGUGAACGUGGUCAACAGUACCUUAGCUGAGGUGCACUGGGACCCCGUACCUCUGAAAAGUAUCCGAGGACACCUGCAAGGCUAUCGGAUUUACUACUGGAAGGCACAGAGUUCAUCUAAGAGAAACAGACGUCACCUUGAGAAGAAGAUCCUCACUUUCCAGGGCAGCAAGACUCACGGCAUGCUGCCUGGGCUGGAGCCCUUCAGCCACUACACAUUGAACGUCCGCGUGGUCAACGGGAAAGGGGAGGGCCCGGCCAGCCCCGACAGAGUCUUUAAUACUCCAGAAGGAGUCCCCAGUGCUCCAUCCUCUUUGAAGAUUGUUAACCCAACACUAGACUCCCUCACUCUGGAAUGGGACCCACCGAGCCGCCCGAAUGGCAUUUUGACUGAAUACACCUUAAAAUAUCAGCCAAUUAACAGCACCCACGAAUUAGGCCCCCUGGUGGAUCUGAAAAUUCCUGCCAACAAGACACGCUGGACUUUAAAAAAUUUAAAUUUCAGCACUCGGUACAAGUUUUAUUUCUAUGCACAAACAGCAGCAGGAUCUGGAAGUCAAAUAACAGAGGAGGCGGUGACAACUGUGGAUGAAGCAAUGGCGAGCCGGCAGGUGGAUAUUGCGACUCAGGGCUGGUUCAUUGGUCUAAUGUGUGCUGUCGCUCUCCUUAUCUUAAUUUUGCUGAUUGUUUGCUUCAUCAGAAGAAACAAGGGUGGUAAAUAUCCAGUCAAAGAGAAGGAAGAUGCUCAUGCUGAUCCUGAAAUCCAGCCUAUGAAGGAAGACGAUGGCACUUUUGGAGAAUACAGUGACGCCGAAGACCACAAGCCUUUGAAAAAAGGCAGUCGGACACCUUCAGACAGGACAGUGAAGAAGGAAGAUAGCGAUGACAGCCUAGUUGACUAUGGAGAGGGGGUGAAUGGCCAGUUCAAUGAGGACGGCUCCUUUAUUGGACAAUACAGUGGUAAGAAAGAGAAAGAACCGGCGGAAGGAAACGAAAGCUCAGAGGCACCUUCUCCUGUCAAUGCCAUGAAUUCCUUUGUUUAAUCUGUAAACUCUCUGCCAAUAUCCCAUUUCUCUAGAAUGUUUCUCUUAAGCACUUGUUUGUCUGCCUUCUCGUACUAGGAACACAGAGGCAGAAAGUACGUGUUCUGCUGUGCGUUAAUAUUAUGAGAGCGGUGCAAACAAGAACAUAACUCAGAUGAUUUGUUAAUGUGAACUGCAGUGCAAAGUACAUCCUUUUUCAUUCAAAAUAGGUAUUCUUGUUCAGAACUGAUAAAAAUAAUACAACAUCA
Molecule: messenger RNA, 3785 nt
Organism: Callorhinus ursinus (northern fur seal)
Lineage: Eukaryota; Metazoa; Chordata; Mammalia; Carnivora; Otariidae
Source: RefSeq, a predicted model, not a curated record